This is a messenger RNA of Phytophthora infestans T30-4, 1554 nucleotides long. RefSeq names its product Major Facilitator Superfamily (MFS). Gene Ontology annotation, molecular function: hexose transmembrane transporter activity. Gene Ontology annotation, cellular component: membrane. NCBI's taxonomy places the organism in Eukaryota, Oomycota, Peronosporomycetes, Peronosporales, Peronosporaceae. Gene Ontology annotation, biological process: monosaccharide transmembrane transport. Bases 1 to 1554 code for a protein of 517 amino acids. The transcript is spliced from 2 exons. The record is from RefSeq and is a predicted model, not a curated record.
AUGGAUUUCUCUGCGUCGAUGAUCAACAGUACGAGCGGGUACGUCUGGGUUGCCCCGACGCCCAUGGUAAUGAUGCCUGCACCAGCCGUCGAGGAAGAGACACAAGUGGUAAAGCCGACCUGGAGAUUAUACGCCAAUAUCUUGGUUGCAGUACUGCAAGCGCUUCAAUUCGGAUGGUCCACUUCGCAAAUGAACAACUCGAUAUUUAAUAACGAGGCGGACUGCGACGCAAGACCCAUCGCACCGGGCACUUGCCUCAUGUUCCCUGGACACACCAAGACACAGUGGACUAUCGCCGUCAGUUCCUGGAUUGUCGGAGGUAUGAUUGGCUCUCUCCUAACCGGACGAGUAUCCAACAAGUUCGGACGAAAGCCUACUAUGAUGGCCAACUGCGUCUUCAUGAUUGCAGGAGGCGCAGUACAGGCCUCAGCCAGCACCAUCACAAUAUUCACAGUGGGACGCGUCCUCGCUGGUAUCGCGGCCGGAGGCUCGACCGCCGUUAUUCCCGGGUUUAUUGGAGAGAUCUGUCCGCCACACCUCCGUAGCAAGCUGGGCGUGUGUUUCCAGAUCUCCAUUACGCUCGGACACUUGUUCGUUGCGAUCACGUUUUUCUUCGCCAGUACGAGUACCGGUUGGAGGUACAUUGCAGGAUUCCCUAUCAUUCUUGCGUCGCUGUUUCUACUGCUGGCACCCAUCGUGCUGGUUGAAAGUCCCGCGUGGUUGCUGAUGGAUAACAAACCUAAGGAAGCUGAGAAAGAACUAGCGCGUCUAUUUGGAGAGGACAAUGUCUACACAGCCAAGAAAUGGAUCAACCAACAGCAAGACGACCCCGAGUCCAAACGUGAAGGAAGCGUUCGACUUCAAGACCUCGGCAUACUAUUCUCGUCCACGCUGCUACCACAGAUGCUGACGGCGAUCGGUGUGGCUGCCGCCCAGCAACUUACCGGUGUGAACGCCGUGUUCUUUUACUCGUCCGGUAUUUUCAAGCAAGCCGGCCUUUCAGACAGUCGUAUCGGUGUCUUGUUGGUCAACUUUGUCAAUGUUCUUCCGACCCUUUUCUGUGGCCUGCUAGCGGCUCGUGUGGGUAACCGAAUGCUCAUUUUGUACGGAUUCGUGGGAAUGUUGCUCAGUGCAGUGGGUAUCACUGUGACCCUGGUGACUAGUGUGUCUCCACUGGCUAUUGUGUUCGUUGCGCUCUAUGUGACGACGUUUGGUGCGAGUCUUGGACCGCUGGCGUGGGGAGUCAUGGCUGAUCUCUUUCCAGACGACGUACGCGCGGUGGGGUGCUCAAUUUGUGUGGGUUGCAGCUGGUUAUGCAGUCUUACGGUUGGUUUGGUGUAUCCAUACCUUGCUGCUGCCUUGGGCAACUUCUCGUUCGUGCCGUUCAUGUACACGAUCACACUGUCGUUCCUCUUCUUCUUCUCCAUCGUGCCUGACACAUACGGCAAGACCAUCCAGGAGAUUCAAGACGAAUUCAACGCGAAGUGGCAGAAAUCGAAGAAGAAACCGCAAUGGCGGAUGUCUGGUAACAGUCAGAUCCCAGUACUGGGAUAA